AUGAUUGCUCUCAUUUUCCUCGUGAUCAUAUCGAUUGUGGCCGGUGAAUCGUGUUACUCGAACGAAAAUCAAAGAUGGUACCGUGAUGGAGAGACUUUCCGUACAAGUGAUUUCAAAUAUUACUGCACUCGUGGGAAUUUGCAGAUCAAAGCUUGCAUUCUUCCCGAUGCGAAUGAUCUUGCGAUCGGUAAACGAGGAUCGGCUCGUGGAGUCUCCUAUCGUUGUGUGGACUACUUUAAUGGGGAAAUUCGACUCGAACGAGAACGUGAUCAGCAAUCCUAUGAUCCGUACAGAAACACCAACGAUCGCCGAGUGACCAGCCGCUACGAUCCACAUAGAGCACCCAACGAUCGCCGAGACGAUCGUCACCGCCAAUACAAUCCCUAUGAGAGCCCGAGUCAAGAGCGAAGCGGGGGACCAAUCGAGAUCGAAUACGAUCGCUCUGGAUCGAAGAGCGGUGGAUACGGGAGUAGCUAUGGAAACCACUGCACCGACAAGAAGGGAUACAGAAGAAAUGCUGGAGAGAAAUGGUUUGAGAACAGCAACCUGCAGAUGAUUUGCCGCGAUGGACAAACGAAACUUUACUCUUGUGUCGCAAAGAGCUCUAGUGGAGACGUCGAGGUUUUCCCGAAUCAAAACGUCGUUCGCGGCAUCACGCGUCACAUCUGUGAAAUCCUGCCAACCGGCGUCUACCGCUACCGAACCACCCACUACUCGAACGAGAAC
Mesorhabditis belari is the source of this 726-nucleotide messenger RNA. The record is from the annotation of a GenBank genome assembly. NCBI's taxonomy places the organism in Eukaryota, Metazoa, Nematoda, Chromadorea, Rhabditida, Rhabditidae.